Molecule: messenger RNA, 843 nt
Organism: Colletotrichum destructivum
Lineage: Eukaryota; Fungi; Ascomycota; Sordariomycetes; Glomerellales; Glomerellaceae
Product: Putative mycotoxin biosynthesis protein UstYa
Exons: 1
Coding region: 1-843 (280 amino acids)
Biological process (GO): mycotoxin biosynthetic process
Source: RefSeq, a predicted model, not a curated record
AUGGCCUGCCAAUCAUCGAUCUCGUACACUUCGCUCCCUGAUAGCGAAUGUGGUGAUGAUAACCUUGCAUUCACACGGGCGAAGAAACGAGUGCGCGGCCCCAAUUGGAAGCUCUUGGCAAUCGUCAGCAUCAUCACAAACCUCGCCGCGGUUUCUAUCAUCUUAGGCCGCCUUUCACCCCGCUGGCUUACCCAGCAAGAAUGUCAUCUGGAUUCGGAAUCUCUCUGGGGUCACCGCGUACCGUGGAAGAAAGUGAUCCUCGAAAACCAGCAGGAAUUCAUCGACAGCGAUCCGUGGGACAGCAAGUUCGGAGGAGAUGGGACAGCAUCUGUGGACAAGGGGCCCAACCCGUGGGACAGUAUAUGGUUCACCAACUGGGUGGCGCUGGAAGAUGACCCAGCCGCAAAAGGCUACGGCUUCGGAACUCCGUUAACUGGGCCCGAUUCCGAAGGAAACGAUCUCGAUCCAAUUCCAUGGAAGGAAGGGUCCCAGGCCUUUGGUAUCGGGGUCAUGCAUCAGCUCCACUGCGUGGCAAGCAUAAAGAAGUCCAUCAACGACUACAGGUACACCGGAGGAAGCCGGGGUUCGAAUUCGACCAAGACAAUGGGCCACAUCGAUCACUGUCUCGAGGUUCUGCGCCAGGCAACCAUUUGCCAUGGGGACAUGGCGCUGAUAAGGCCCAAUGUUCGCGGAAAGAGGUACACCGGCUACGACGGUUGGGGGAACGAGCACCUUUGCCGAGACUGGGGGGCAAUCAAAGACAUUUUGAAAGAUCAUGGAAUUCAUUACAUAGUGGGCAACGGGGUGCAAGGUUGGACACACUACGAACACAGUACGACUUAG